Molecule: messenger RNA, 2134 nt
Organism: Patiria miniata (bat star)
Lineage: Eukaryota; Metazoa; Echinodermata; Asteroidea; Valvatida; Asterinidae
Product: UDP-D-xylose:L-fucose alpha-1,3-D-xylosyltransferase 1-like
Exons: 3
Coding region: 121-1122 (333 amino acids)
Cellular component (GO): Golgi apparatus
Molecular function (GO): glycosyltransferase activity
Source: RefSeq, a predicted model, not a curated record
GUUUGUCAAGAUUCAACGCGGUCGUCCGUUAUAUUUUGUUCUGGGAAACUGAGGCUUUUUUCACGGCGUUGUACAAAGUUGGAGGUGAUUGCCAGCACUACCGCACCGUAACAGCUCAACAUGGCCAUUACCCGUUCACUUCAAGUCCUGUUCGUUCUUCAAACGGUGGUUUUAUUCGCAUUGAUCAUGUAUUGGUCCCGCAAGUGCGAUCCAUGUGUAAUUCAUAAGACUGCAAUGAUAAACCAAGCUACGGGCAAUGUAUACAGCAAGGCAACCAACGUCCCGUUUGCAAGGGCUGAUGAGCGUGGACGAUUAUCGAAUUGCACACUUCAUGACAUCCUACAGCGACCCGGUGUGGUAAUGUUGACAACAACCAACCUGGGCUUCCUAGACAUGACCAUGAACAUGUUGGCAAGUGUCCGUAGGGUGGGCAUUUGUGUCAAUACAACUAUCAUUGCUGAGGAUGAGAAAGUAUACCAAUAUCUGCACAAAAAAGCUCAAGGUGACCCAGCGGUGCAUGUAGUGGAAACCAACUCUGGUCUCAUGCCAAGUAGUGAACUGCGACGCUACAAAAACAGAAGUUAUUUAGACCUAACGAACAAACGCCAGGGGUAUUAUUUUAGUCUGUUGGAACUAGGCUUUGAGAUUCUUUUCACAGAUUCUGACACCUUUUGGUUCCGAGAUCCAUUUCCGUUCUUCCAGGGAGACUUCGAUAUGUCUAUGCUGGACCCGAGAUCACCUUAUCCGAUUCGCACCUCAAAAUCACAUUUCUGCUCCGGUUUUAUUUACAUGAAGCCAACCAACGUGACACUCCUGUUUGUUAAAGAGUGGAUUCAGUCUCUAAAAAAGAAGCGUAUUAUGGAUCAGAUAAUGAUGAACAUGCUAUUGCAAGAUGAUAAACCCGUGCAUGUCAACAUCAAACCACUCGACAUUAAACUUUUCCCAACCGGGCCUCCUUUUUACGAUUUCUUGGCGAAGAACGCCAGCUACUCAGCUGUUGUGAUGCACGCCGCCAGUAUCCAUGGACACGAUGAAAAAGUACGAAAAUUCAAAAGCUCCAAUAUGUGGUUGGUCAAUGCAAGCAGUGACGAGUUGGUUGCCCGUGAGCAAUAUAAUAAUUAAUUUUUUGAACUAAUAACAUUUUAAGGAGAUGGUAACUUUUAGACUAUUUUUUUUAGACACGUUGCUCACAUUUUCGGCCUAAGCAUUCAUAAAGUCGUGUCAUUAAAUAGACUGUUUUCCCACUAAAAUACACGAUGGCAACCUUGUUUAACUGCAAAAUGCUUUCGAAUAUUUGUUCCUUUUUUACGUAUGCACAAAAUUCUUGAGUGGGACUGAAUCCAAAGAUUACGACAUUAACUUUACGAGUAACGUACUUCGUCUUUGGUUGUAUUCUCCCCCUGCGCUUUGUUUCUUUUGGCAAAAGGCGCUAUAUAAAUACAGUUAGAACUACUAAAUCAGAUAAACGGCCAACAGAUUUUUUUCUAAUCGCGUCUGCAUUAGGGCGACACACGUUAUUGGGGCGACAAAGUGGUGUCGCCCUAUUGUUAAAACGACCCUUAGGACAAGCAAUAUCGUCACGAACUAUCUAGAUCGAUUCCUCGUGGUCCAAAACAUACCUAUACCUAGGCAGGAUAAACUUGGCCUACGUGACAUUUUAGGUUUGUACACAAGCCUUUGGGAAAGUCGCCCUAUUAUAGCAGUAGUAAAUAAUAAUAUUAUUAUUAGAAUUAGUAUUAUGAUGUACUGAGUGUCAUCAGCAUAGAUAUAAUGACAGAGACCGUGGCGGCGGAUGACGUCACCCGUUGGUAUCACAUUGAACAGGAGUUGGCUAAGCACAAAGCUUUAGGGAACACCAAACUGUAACGGGUAAGAGACACUCGCUGCUAAGACGGUGACCCUCUGUGAUUUUCAGAAGAGCUGGAAAUCUUGACUUUCUGGUGGCACCCACCUUUUCUCUGUAUUUGCGAAGGGUGAUAAUAUUCUUGUCACUUUUAGGGAUCCCGAUGAUUUAGCAAAGGAAACAUUAAACUUUUGAAAUGUACAUAUUUUAUAAAGCGACUUUUUAUGUAACAUUUGGAUUAUCUUUGGUGAUUAUAAAUGAUGUUACUGUUGAAUUGUUUUCUACGUACAA